Messenger RNA from Myodes glareolus (Bank vole), 2528 nucleotides. It is a transcript of the gene Catsper1, whose product is annotated as cation channel sperm associated 1. Gene Ontology annotation, molecular function: voltage-gated calcium channel activity; calcium-activated cation channel activity. Lineage: Eukaryota; Metazoa; Chordata; Mammalia; Rodentia; Cricetidae. The record is from RefSeq and is a predicted model, not a curated record. Gene Ontology annotation, biological process: regulation of cilium beat frequency involved in ciliary motility; flagellated sperm motility; spermatogenesis. Gene Ontology annotation, cellular component: CatSper complex; membrane.
CCGUAGCCGGCACUAAGCUCAGCUCUAGCAGAGAAGGAGGUCCAGAAAAGGUCCUUUGGGUUCUCUACUUGAGCUCUCUUUGUUCCAGGGGCUCCAGUAUAGUCAUGGAUCAACCCUCGAAGACGGACGAGGCUCACCGUGAGGCACACACUACUAGAACGGAUACAGGCCAUUACUCCCACUCACCACCCUCCCAUGUCCACUACAGACCAGACCACAGUGGAGCCUACUACCCCUGGGAACCCCCUCACCCUCCAUCUCACCAUCAUGGCGGAUUCCACCAUCAAAAUGAAUCCCAGCACUUUCGUGAGUCCUCAGACUCUCAAGAUGGUGCUUUCUUCCAUCAGUCCCAUCACUAUAACAAAUCCCACAUCUCCACAACAUCUAGUACUGCUCCUUACCAUUCGGGUGGACGCCAUGGUGGAUCUCACCCCCAUACUGAGUCUCACCACCAUGGUAGGCCCCAUGAUGGAUCUCAUCUCUAUACCGACUCCCACCCCCAUAGUGGGCCCCAAGGUGGACCUCAUCCCCCCUAUACUGAGUUCCACCACCAUGGUGGGCCCCAUGGUGGAUUUUAUCCCUAUCCUGAGUCCCAUUACCAUGGUGGGCCCCAAGAUGGAUAUCAUCCCCAUCGUGAGUCCCACCACCACCACAGACAACCCCAAGAUGGACAUUACUCUUAUGGAGGAUCCCAUCGAGGUAGUGAGACUUCAUCCCAUUUCUCUACUGCGUCAUCUGGCAAAAAGGGUGCUUCCCACCCGGGGAAAUCCCAUGAAUCCCAUCAUCAAGCCCACCACAAUGGCAGGCUUCACCCUACCGAAUUCCAACACGACCAAAAGCAACCUCAUCCUGGAGAGAGCCCCUCCCACCAGUCCUUUGAGGGGUCCUCCAAGCAGGGAAGACCUCAGCCCCGUGGCGGCCAUCAGGCAGGCCCCCAAGCCACCCAUCACCAUGGUGAGCGUCCCCCCCACAGAGAGCACCGGUCCCACAAAGAACAUCAUCAUCGAGAGCAUCUUCGCCCCAAAGAGCGUUCCCACCGUGGCUAUCCAAGUGUCGACCAACUCUCUGUGAUACAGAAGUCCCACAGCACCGUUGGCGGCUCCCCUUCUCAAAUCGGAGCCAAAAGCUCAGUCUUCAGUGUGCCUCGCUCCCACUUGACAAGUCGAUCGGGCACCUCUCGUGUUUCCAGCAGAAUCCAUCCCAAGGAGAGCUCCGAAGAAUCCGACUCCUGGAAUGAAGACGACCACUUUCAGAAGCGCAAGAGGACCCAGCGGACCCACAAGAAGCAACGUUCUGGGAAUAUCUUCCAAUUUAUUUGGGGAAAAAUAAGUCGCCUCAUUUGGGGUCUCCGGCAAAUGAUGAGGUCACUGACUCAGUCCCUGGGCUUUGAGACCUUCAUCUUCAUCGUGGUCUGCCUCAACACAAUCGUCCUUGUGGCCCAGACCUUCACUGAGUUAGAGAUCAGAGGUGAAUGGAACUUCAUGGUCUUGGACGCCAUUUUCCUCUCGAUCUACGUACUAGAAGCUGUGCUCAAGCUGAUUGCCCUGGGUCUGGAGUAUUUUUACGACCCAUGGAAUAAUUUGGACUUCUUCAUCAUGGGCAUGGUAAUGCUGGACUUUGUGCUUAUCCAGAUCAACUCCCUCUCCUACUCGUUCUACAACCACAGCCUGUUCCGGGUCCUCAAAGUCUUCAAGAGCAUGCGGGCUCUGAGGGCCAUCCGGGUCCUUCGGAGGCUCAGCAUCCUCACCAGUCUCCACGAGGUGACAGGGACUCUGAGCGGAUCUUUGCCGUCUAUCACAGCCAUCCUGUCCCUCAUGUUUACCUGCCUCUUCCUCUUCUCUGUGGUGUUCCGGGCAUUGUUCCGGACAUCGGACCCCAAGCGCUUCCAGAACAUCUUCACCACCCUGUUCACCCUCUUCACUAUGCUCACCUUGGAUGACUGGUCCCUCAUCUACAUGGACAGCAGGGCCCAGGGGGCCUGGUACAUCAUCCCCAUCCUCAUGGUUUAUAUCAUCAUCCAGUACUUCAUUUUCCUCAACCUGGUGAUUGCUGUCCUGGUAGAUAGCUUCCAGAUGGCGCUUCUCAAAGGCCUAGAGAAAGUGAAACUGGAGAAAGCUGCCCGGUUCCACGAGAAGUUGCUGGAUGACUCUCUGACACAGCUCAACAAAACAGAUGCUGAUGCCCAGAUGAGCGACAGUGCCUUGCAGGCACAGUUUAUCGAGAGAAUGUUCAGCAACAUGACAGAGAGGCAGCGGGAGCUUCACUUCCAGUACCUACAAUUGGUGGCAUCGGUGGAGCAGCACCAGCAGAAGUUCCGUUCCCAAGCAUCUGUCAUCGAUGAGAUUGUCGACACUGCAUUUGAGACUGGAGAAGAGGAUUUCGGGAAAUGACCCUGAGGAGUACCACCGUGUUGACUUGAGUCUUUGGCAAGUGGCCUACCAGGGUGGGUUGGGACAAGUUCCUAACUCUGCUGGCAUUCUUAUCCAGAACCAUGCUGGACUGAGGUCCCAACAAAGUUUUAAAAAGCC